This is a messenger RNA of Brugia malayi, 552 nucleotides long. RefSeq lists its product as uncharacterized. The transcript has 4 exons. The coding region runs from base 1 to 552 and encodes 183 amino acids. The record is from RefSeq and is a predicted model, not a curated record. Lineage: Eukaryota; Metazoa; Nematoda; Chromadorea; Rhabditida; Onchocercidae.
AUGGAGUAUGAAUAUGAACCACGAUAUUGUUUUCGAUUAGUGCCAUUACAGAUUUGUUGCAAAUUGUUUGUUAUCGGUGACAUUCUUCUUCAUUUGCUUAUUUGUGGAUUUUUCGUCAAAUUAGCAACAUUAGAAAUGGUUUUCAUACCAUUUGGUGUUGCUCAAUUGAUGCUAACCCUCUUACCUACAUUAUUUUACAUUGGUAUUAUAAACGAAUCGGAUAGGCUAAUGAUACCGAUGCUAGUUGCUAGAAUUAUAAUGAUGUUGAUAGUUGGUACCGUAACGAUCUUAACAUGGAUUGCAUUUGCAUUGUUACUAUUUUCACUUAUUCAUCUCGAAAGUCCAAUUAGUAAAAGGCUAUCGCCAUCAACAUACUUAGGAUUGCAAACUAUAACAACGACAAUAUGUUGGAUAGUAUUAAUAUUGGAAGGAUCUAUCUUACAAGCCGGUUACAAAUACAUUAAAAGACGAAUGGUUCAAAGAAACGCCGAAGAAGAAUUCACACCAUUUGUGAAUGGUGGUAGUUCAACAAUGAAACCCACUGCUGUGUGA